Messenger RNA from Aspergillus pseudoviridinutans, 339 nucleotides. RefSeq lists its product as uncharacterized. The record is from RefSeq and is a predicted model, not a curated record. NCBI's taxonomy places the organism in Eukaryota, Fungi, Ascomycota, Eurotiomycetes, Eurotiales, Aspergillaceae. The transcript is spliced from 2 exons. Bases 1 to 339 code for a protein of 112 amino acids.
AUGAACAUGUACAUCGACCCGGAGUUCAAGAAGAAGGAAAUCACGCGCACGAUCUGCAUCUGGUUUGAGAAUGUGAACACACGCUCGGACCUAGACCUCAAGAGGAUGAACGACAUGAACAUAAGCCUGAACGAGAUGAUGGUCAACGUCGACACCACAAUCACGGCCUGCACCUCCUGCGCGAGCGAGCUCAGACUCAGCCUCAUGUCCACGGACGAGAUCAUGAAGAUAGAGAUGGGGUUGUACAAGCUCAUGUCUGACCCCGAGCGUGAUCGAGUACGGGAACAAGGUCAUGAACAGGCUCGCGCUCAUGAGCCCACCACCCACUCCUACUCGUAG